This is a messenger RNA of Adineta steineri, 1404 nucleotides long. The record is from the annotation of a GenBank genome assembly. Lineage: Eukaryota; Metazoa; Rotifera; Eurotatoria; Adinetida; Adinetidae.
AUGAAUACUAAUGUGAAUGACGAAGAUUAUCUUGAUAAAUUGACUCGUGCAUUGCCUUGGCAUCGAACAUUUUCAUUAUAUGAUCGAAUUUUAAUCGUAUUUGUUGCUGCAAUAUUUGUAUCAUUUGUCGGUUGUACUUUACUUUGUUUUAUUUAUUCACGAUCAUCUUUACGACGACGAUAUUCUUCGAAAGCAAACUUUAAUAAAAAACAAAGUGUUUCGAUCCCUACAGCACCCAAAGAAGAUACAUUUGUAUAUACAUCAUCACCACCAAGUUAUGAAUCAAUUGUUCUAACAGACAAUAGUACUACUUUUAAUAACUUAAGUAAAAUUCGGCCUUCGGAAUUGGAAAGAAGAUCAAUUCCCUGCUCAAUAUCAGAUAGUGAUGUUGAUCGUCUAUCGUCAAUUAAUAGAAAACGUUUUCUAUCACAAUCGACACGCUCAUCUCUUUCGAAUGAUGAUGCAACAUCAACGAGAACAAUGGUUAAUAAUCAUCUAUCACCUCCAUUUACUCAAGUUCAUACUAAACUUCAUUUUGAUACUAUAAAAAAUCUACUAAUGAUUCAUUUAACAAAUGUUGAACAGAUUGCAUUACAUCCAGCAUUUGAUGAACACGCCGAAUUUUUUAUUCACGUACAAUUAAUAAAUAAUAAGAUAUUGAAAAAAUUUCAAGACAUACAUAAAAAACAUUGGUCAAGUGUACAAUUCAUUACAUGGAAAAAACAGCAAGAAAAGACAACAAAGAAAUUAGUUCGAAUAUCAGAUGACAAACUAUUAUGUGAUGAACAUUUACAAUUUGAACUGAGUAAAGAUAAUAUAACAUCAACAUCACUUCGAUUUUUAUUUUUUUGUGUCGAUCGAUCUGGUAUUCAAGAUUUAAUGUUUGAAUCAGUACUUUGUUUGACUCCAUCUAUGUUAAAUGAAUAUCAACAAAUCAUUGAAUUUAAAGAUCUUCCUCAAAUUACAUUUGGUGAGAUAUAUCUUGGUAUUAGUCACUUACCAACUGCAGAAAGAUUGACAAUUAAAGUUAACAAAUUACGUUAUCUUUGUAAAAUAGAGACAGAUGAAAAAAUCGAUGCUCACUUAACCGCAGUAUUUUUUCAUCGUGGUCGUCGAUUUUUUCAAAAGAAAUUUUCACCUUUUAUUAUCGAUGGAUCAGUAACAAAAAAUAAUAAUAUAUAUGAAAUAAAUGAGAGUAUUAUGCAAAAUAUUCCACAAAAUGAUAUUCAAUCAGUAUAUGUACAUUUUGAACUCGUUAUUCGUAUGUUACAUUCAAAUAAAGAAUCAAUAAUCUCUUGUGGUACAAUUCUUCUUGGUGAACAUACACGAUAUGAAUCUGAUUGGCAAAAUAUUCUUGAACAACCUCGACAAACCCACCUUAGGUGGUAUCAGUUCUUUGGAUAA